Sorghum bicolor (sorghum) is the source of this 3927-nucleotide messenger RNA. Its product is annotated as respiratory burst oxidase homolog protein B. The record is from RefSeq and is a predicted model, not a curated record. Bases 16 to 3255 code for a protein of 1079 amino acids. Lineage: Eukaryota; Viridiplantae; Streptophyta; Magnoliopsida; Poales; Poaceae. Gene Ontology annotation, molecular function: peroxidase activity; NAD(P)H oxidase H2O2-forming activity; calcium ion binding. Gene Ontology annotation, cellular component: plasma membrane. The transcript has 8 exons.
CGAGGAAGCAGCCGCAUGCAGCAGCAGCAGCAGUGUUCUCCGCGUCAGCCGCCCCUUGACCCCGCAAUUUUCCUCCCACACACCAAACAGCACUCCACAACAACCCCCGCCCCGUCCCGCCCGGUCCCGUCCCCACCACACUGCUCGGCGGCGGGCGGCGUCGGCGACGAACGACGACGACUAGUAAAAAACGUACGCGCGUCCCGAGCCGGGCCGUCCUCCCGAUACGGCUAUAAAACCUCCCCGCCCUUCCUCGCCCAACGCAGCACCGUCCAUCCCUCGCCUCCCGUUCCCGUCUCCUCCCUCCCUCCGUCGCUCGCCUCCGACUACAGAAACCCGCCACCCCCACCGUACCAGCCGCUAGCGUUUCGUUUCUUCGCGAGUCUUGUCAAGCAGCUGACGACGGAAAAAGAAGAGCGGCCGGCCGGCCGAUCGAAAAUCGCCAUGCAUAACCCGAGGCCGGGCGGCGGUGACAUCGUCGAGAUGUCGUCGUCGUCGUCCGCCGCCGCGCCGCACGAGGCGGGAGCCAGGGACAGGGAGCGCGUGAUCCCACACAGCGGCCCGCUGAGCAAGAAGACCGGGGCGAGGAAGAGCGCGCGGUUCGCCGAGUCCGUGUCCGCGCCUCUCACCGCGCCGCCGCCGCCGCGCGCGUCGUCCGCCAACAACAACGACGACGACGACGACUACGUGGAGAUCACCCUCGACGUGCGCGACGACUCGGUGGCGGUGCACAGCGUCAAGCCCGCCCACGGCGGCGGCGGCGGCGGAGACGACUCGGACGUGACGCUGCUGGCGCGCACGCUGGAGAACCGGCGGGCGUCCGGCCACUCGGUGAUCCGGAACGCCUCGUCGCGGAUCAAGCAGGUGUCGCAGGAGCUCCGCCGCAUCGCCUCCAUCAACCGCCGCGGCGGCGGCGGCGGGGCGAGGCUGGACCGGUCCAAGUCCGCGGCCGCGCACGCGCUCAAGGGGCUCAAGUUCAUCAGCAAGGCCGAGGGCGCCGCCGGAUGGGAGGCCGUCGAGAAGCGCUUCGACAAGCUCGCCGAGAACGGGCUCCUCCACCGCUCCAAGUUCGGCCAGUGCAUCGGGAUGAAGGAGCCGGAGUUCGCCGGCGAGCUGUUCGACGCGCUGUCUCGGCGCCGCAACAUCUCCGGCGACAGCAUCAGCAAGGCCGAGCUGCUCGAGUUCUGGGACCAAAUCUCCGACACCAGCUUCGACGGCCGCCUGCAGACCUUCUUCGACAUGGUCGACAAGGACGCGGACGGCAGGAUCACCGAGGAGGAGGUCAAAGAGAUCAUCACGCUGAGCGCGUCAGCGAACAAGCUGUCGAAGAUCACAGAUCAAGCGGAGGAGUACGCUCGUCUAAUCAUGGAGGAGCUAGACCCUGCCAACCUGGGCUACAUCGAGCUCUACAACCUGGAGAUGCUGCUCCUCCAAGCUCCGUCCCAAUCCGUGCGGAUCGGCACCACCAACAGCCGGAACCUGAGCCAGAUGCUGUCGCAGAGCCUCCGCCCGACGCCGGAGCCGAACCCGCUCCGGCGCUGGUACCGCCGCGUGCACUACUUCCUGGAGGACAACUGGCGGCGCGUGUGGGUGCUCCUCCUGUGGCUCUCCAUCUGCGCCGCGCUCUUCGCCUGGAAGUUCACCCAGUACCGCCGCCGCUACGUCUUCCACGUGAUGGGCUACUGCGUCUGCGUCGCGAAGGGCGGCGCCGAGACGCUCAAGUUCAACAUGGCGCUCAUCCUCCUGCCCGUCUGCCGGAACACCAUCACCUGGCUCCGCAACCGGACCACCGCCGUGGCGCGCGUCGUCCCCUUCGACGACAGCCUCAACUUCCACAAGGUGGUCGCCGUCGGGAUCACCGUGGGCGCCGCGCUCCACAUCGUCUCCCACCUGACGUGCGACUUCCCGCGGCUCCUCCACGCCACCGACGAGGCGUACGCGCCGCUGGGGCAGUACUUCGGGACGCGGCGGCCGCCGGACUACUGGUGGUUCGUGAAGGGCACGGAGGGGUGGACGGGGCUGGUGAUGCUGGUGCUCAUGGCGGUGGCGUUCACGCUGGCGACGCCGUGGUUCAGGAGAGGGAGGGUGGCGCUGCCGGGCCCCGUGCUCAGGCGGCUCACCGGGUUCAACGCGUUCUGGUACUCGCACCACUGCUUCGUGGCGGUGUACGCGCUGCUCGUCGUGCACGGGCAGUACCUGUACCUGACGCACAAGUGGUACAAGAAGUCGACGUGGAUGUACCUGGCCGUGCCCGUGGCGCUGUACGCGUGCGAGAGGCUGACGAGGGCGCUCAGGUCCAGUGUCCGCCCCGUGAAGAUACUCAAGGUGGCGGUUUACCCUGGGAACGUCCUGUCGCUGCAUUUCUCCAAGCCGCAGGGGUUUCGGUACAGGAGUGGACAGUACAUCUUCGUCAACUGCGCCGCCGUCUCGCCGUUCCAGUGGCACCCGUUCUCCAUCACGUCGGCACCACAGGACGACUACGUGAGCGUGCACAUCAGGACGCUGGGUGACUGGACACGCGAGCUCAAGAACGUCUUCUCGAGGGUGUGCCGGCCGCCGACGGAGGGCAAGAGCGGGCUGCUCCGCGCCGAGUACGACCGCGACGGCAGCGCCAUGGCCAACCCCAGCUUCCCCAAGGUGCUGAUCGACGGCCCCUACGGCGCGCCGGCGCAGGACUACAAGCAGUACGACAUCGUGCUUCUCGUCGGGCUGGGCAUCGGCGCCACGCCCAUGAUCUCCAUCAUCAAGGACAUCAUCAACAACAUGAAGCAGCCGGACGGCGACCUGGAAGCCGGCGCCGGCGCCGACACGUCGGCGUCCUCCAUGGCGUCGUCGUUCCGCACGCGGCGCGCCUACUUCUACUGGGUGACCCGGGAGCAGGGCUCCUUCGAGUGGUUCCGCGGCGUCAUGGACGAGGUGGCCGAGACGGACAAGAAGGGCGUCAUCGAGCUCCACAACUACUGCACCAGCGUGUACGAGGAAGGCGACGCCCGGUCGGCGCUCAUCGCCAUGCUCCAGUCGCUCAACCACGCCAAGCACGGCGUCGACGUCGUGUCCGGGACACGCGUCAAGACGCACUUCGCCAGGCCCAACUGGCGCAACGUCUACAAGCGCAUCGCCCUCAACCACCAGAACCAGCGCGUCGGAGUGUUCUAUUGUGGUGCUCCGGUGCUGACAAAGGAGCUGCGCGAGCUCGCGCAGGAUUUCUCGCGGAAAACCAACACCAAGUUCGAGUUCCACAAGGAGAACUUCUAAUUUACAUGUAGCCUCGAUCGACCCAAAAGUUUUCGCAUGACAAAGAGUUCGGUACAUACCGCAGUCAGAUGAUGUAGUAGCGUAUAUACGGAUGGAUGUAGAGGGGACGGAAGUAGACACCAAAGUAGGUAUUGCUUGAUUGUGACAGACCAGUUGGGUCAAAAACCCCAACAGUUUUUUGUUCAUUUGCUCUAGUAGAAGAAUUAAUAAUCCAAAUGCCAUUGUACAGAUCUUGUCUCUCUCACUUAGAUUAGGCAGUUUGAUCAGCCAGCAUGAUACAGAGUUUGAUGGCCUAAUCAAUCAGAUCAAAAGGUUCAAAAUAUCUGAUCUGGCAAAGGUCAUGAAAGUUGAGCCACUCCAAUGGAAUGCAGGAAAGAAAGUGCACACAUUUUGUGGUUGCCAUCAGCUGAGGCGCUCCAGGCCACAUUAUGUCCGAUCCCAUGUUGGAGCACCAUCUCUGGUGGGCAACAACCUAUGAGUAGUAGUGCUAACAUGUUAGGGUUCUAGAGGGUGAUGACCAUGAUUGCAUAGCCCUGGCCCACAUAAUUAGUAUUAGUAUGUGCCUUCUAGUGCUUAGUCCAAAGCAAGAGCACUACACAUAGAAAAAAAAAUGCUUGUGCAAUGGUGUAAGUAUUACACAUUCUUGAAUAGCGAAAUGAGUCUUUCCCACCA